AAAUUCGAAACCAUAGCCUGCCAGACUUUAGUUCGUCGCAAAGACUAAUUUUGAAAAUCAGUCCAGAAACGGAGUUAUUAUUGGAAGGAUAUAUCGGCUGUUAAUGGGCAUCUCAUUUAGCCGUUUCCGUAAAAUAAGGCAGUAAAUAAAGACAGAUGGCAUUCCAUCGGGUGGAAUAUCGGGUCUACCUAAGGAAAGAUGAACCAAUUCUAUCUCUAUGUAAGUACAUAUAUGACCUCUCUCUGUAUUAUGUUCUCCACCGUCACUCUCUUUUCACGAGAUAACCUAGAAGGUGAAGAAGACGAUAACCUAGAAGGUGAAGGGGAAGGAUCCGAAGAGCAUACAAACUGUGUGGUCCGGAAAUCAAAACCCCCUUUUCUUCCCGGCCAAUAUUCGGCUAUUUCAGGUAGUUAUUGGUGCAAAAGUUGUAAGCUGAUGAUAUCUUUAAGUUUUGAGUUUGGAACUCGUACUCGUGUGUUCUUACUAGGGUUCCCAUCUCUCUCUGAUGACAGUGGCCAAGAUGCUACUGUAGUUGGGUGGGUGAAUAGGAGAGUAAAACUCUCGGAACACCUACUGCCUUCCUGUUAUAUUGAUUGCACGAAUGUAUAUUUACAAGGAAACAGCGAAGAGAUAGAAAACUAGAAAAGCAAUAACUCUCACUCAACAGGGUCAGUGCUAGCAAUACUCCUUGGUGAUGUCAGAAGCUUCACUUGCUGAAUCGAAAUCUGCGGAAUAUUACAUUUCUGAAGUUCAACGUAUUUACCGCCAAAAUGAUUGUAGCCAUGUUUCAGUUGUUGAAGAACUUGGUGCAUUUUUUUCCGAUAGCUUUAGGCCUGGUCUUUCACACAUCUCUUUGAAAAAUUUGAAGACAUGUCUCAAGCAAGGUGUCACUGACCUAAGCAAGGAAGUUGAUCAGAUGGUGGAGCCUGUUUUAGGUAUGCACAGGAUAACAUCGUCCUUAAAAGACAAGGAACGUGGGAUUGUCAGCUCACUUCCAUCUAAGAAGCAAAGAUCAUCCUCUUCUUCCACUUCAAUAAGUACGCCUACACGUAGUGAUUCCAUUGGCCCCCAAUCUUCUGCGCAGGGAUCAGGUUCAGACACAGUUGUCUCCGAUGAAAGUGGCCGCAAGGGUGGGAAGGGAAAAAGAUGUAGUAAUUGCAGCUCACCAACGACACCUCAAUGGAGAGUUGGACCCAGUGGGGCUAAGACUUUGUGUAACGCUUGUGGGAUCAGAUACAAAAAACAGAAAGCUGCGUCAGAUGCUGAAGGUGCUGAGGACGACACAGAAACUGUGAAUGAUUAUUUACUUACUCUUCUGGAGGAUGGUGGAAUGCAAGCUAAGGCAGCAUUGUAUAAACAUAAUGAUGAAUUAGCUAAACAGCUAGAACACAUGGAGCAGAAGCUCGAAGAACUUCUUGAUAUCGUAGUUUCCAAGUGCAGACAAAUGAACAUUGCCGAGAAGCAACAACUUCGGAAUCUGAUUCAGACUCUGUCCCCAAAAAAUCUAGAUCGAGUUGUACAAAUUAUCAAACGUAGAAAGCUACCAAAAGGUGGACAAACGUUCUACGAGCUGAACAUUGAUCUGGAUAAGGAGGAUAAUGGAACACUUUGGAGAUUGUACUAUUACGUGCGAGCAGCUGAAAAUGCUAAACGGCUUUCACUAGCGGAACUGCAGCAAGGAAAGGUCGUGGUGAUAAACUAAGAUAAUGAUGGAAGUAAGUGAAGUAUUUUGAGUCACUUAGUGUGUGGGUCGCUUUCUAACUUGUCCAGUGUCCAACAUAGAUUAGCCGAAAUAGGGGGAAUUCAAGAGUCAAUAGUCACUGCCCAAAAUUUUGGUCAAUUGGGAAAAAAGCAAUUUCAGGUAAUUUUGUAUAUUUGGCUCCUGACGGUGAAAAAUGCAAUUGCCCAAUCUUUUGUUUUCAUUGGGUACGAGCAGUCCAGUCCAUUGGAGUGCUAUUUGCCCAAUCUUUUGUUCAAUUGGGCAAAUGCCAAUAUGAGGUAACUUUUAAUGUUGGGCUCUUGACAGGGUAGGAAAAAUUGUAAAUGGAAAAAAAAAUAAAUACACGUGUUGGAAAAUUUGUUUCC
Messenger RNA from Papaver somniferum (opium poppy), 2085 nucleotides. Its product is annotated as GATA transcription factor 9-like. Gene Ontology annotation, biological process: regulation of DNA-templated transcription. The record is from RefSeq and is a predicted model, not a curated record. Bases 695 to 1702 code for a protein of 335 amino acids. NCBI's taxonomy places the organism in Eukaryota, Viridiplantae, Streptophyta, Magnoliopsida, Ranunculales, Papaveraceae. The transcript has 11 exons. Gene Ontology annotation, molecular function: sequence-specific DNA binding; zinc ion binding.